AGAAAAUUGGGGUUAUGAUGAUUUCAAACCAAUUUUAUUGUCUUUUUGAUAUUGUUACUUUGUAUUUCUUCUUUUUGGGUUUCCUCCUUCUGCACACGUUUGCUUCUCCUGUGCUCCAACAUUGUCAUCAUGACCAGAUGGAUGCUCUUCUUGAGUUCAAACACGAGUUUCUGGUAAAUGAAUUCAACUCAAACUCAUCUUUAAGUUCAUGGAAGACGAAUAGUGAUUGUUGUCUUUGGGAAGGUGUCACAUGCGAUACUAAAUCUGGCAAAGUGAUUUCACUUGAUCUCCAAUACAUCCCUCUCAACAACUUUUUAAAACUUAAUAGUGGUCUUUUCAAACUUCAGCAUCUUCGUAACCUAAGUCUUAGAGAUUGCCAUCUCCAUGGAGAGAUUCCUUCUUCAUUAGGAAACCUUUCUCAUCUCGAACAUCUUGACCUUUUGGGUAAUUAUUUAGUAGGGGAAGUUCCAGCUUCAGUCGGAAACCUAACCCAACUAAAAUAUUUAAACCUUAACAAUAACAAGUUCACUGGAAAUAUUCAUGUUCCAUUUGCCAACUUUACAAAGCUGACCCACUUAGAUAUCUCAAACAACCAAUUCACAGGUGAAUUGCCUCUUGUACUACUAAAUCUAGCCACUAGUUUGUCGAUUUUAGCCAUUAGCAAUAAUCUGUUUAAAUCCAUCUUUCCAUCUGAUAUGAGUCGAUUCGACAAGUUAGAGCAUAUUGAUGUGGGAGGUAACUCAUUUUUCGGUCCUUUUCCUACACCUUUGUUCAUGAUUCCUUCGUUAACAUGGGUUAAUUUAAGAGAAAACCAGUUUGAGGGACCUAUAGAGUUUAGGAAUAUAUCUUCGUCAUCUAAGCUUCAGAGUCUAUUCCUUCGUCAAAACAAAUUCGAAGGUCCUAUUCCCAAAUCCAUAUCAAAAUUUCCCAAUCUUGAGACUUUAUUUCUUAGUGACAACAAUUUCACAGGAACAAUUCCCAUAUCUAUAUCAAACUUGGUCAACCUUGUUACUUUUGAUAUUAGCCAAAACAAUUUCACUGGACCAAUCCCCAGAUCAAAUUUAGUCAAACUCCAGUAUCUUGAUCUUUCUAACAAUAAGUUGGAAGGUGAAAUACCAGGUUGGUUAGGGGGUGUGUCGGAGUUGAUGCUUUCUCACAACUCUUUCAGCCGUUUUGGAAAGUCAUUAGAAGUUUCAGAUGUAACACAUAUCCAAACGUUGGAUCUGAGUUCAAAUUCUUUCCAAGGACCAUUACCUCAUUGGAUAUGCAAGCUUAGACCGUCAAUGUUCUUGGAUUUGUCUAACAAUAUCUUCAACGGUUCCAUCCAUCAAUGUUUAAGGAACACGAUUGUUCCUCUCAGAGCGCUAAAUCUACAGAACAACAAUCUCACUGGAAUUCUUCAUCAAGAUUUAUUUGUCAACGCUACCAACUUAGAGUUAGUUGACGUUAGGGGCAACAAGUUGGAGGGAAAACUUCCAGAAUCAUUGAUCAACUGCAUUUCUUUGAAGUUUUUAAAUGUAAGAAGCAACAAGAUCAAAGACAAGUUUCCAUCUUGGUUGAGUUCUCUGCCGUCAUUAAAUGUCUUAAUCCUCCGAUCAAAUGAAUUCUACGGGCCUUUGUAUCAUCCACAUGUGUCCAUUGGGUUUCAAAGUUUAAAAGUCAUUGAUAUAUCACAUAACCACUUCAACGGAACUUUGCCGCCUUUCUAUUUUUCCAAAUGGCAUGGGAUGACCACGUUAAGGGAAGAACAUCAAAGUUACACCGUCUACAUGGGAUAUCCUGCGUAUGGAGGUUUUUACCGUAGUUCGAUGGAAAUGGUGAACAAAGGAGUUGAUACAAAGUUUCAGCGGAUCCGAAAAGACUUCAAGGCUAUUGACUUUUCAGAAAACGAAUUUGGUGGAAAGAUACCGAGUUCCAUUGGAUUUUUGAAAGAACUGCGUCUUCUCAACUUGUCUGGUAACACAUUAACAGGCAAUAUACCUCAAUCAUUGGCAAAUCUGACAAAUCUCGAGGAACUAGACUUGUCUCGAAAUCAGCUGUUAGGUCAGAUUCCUAGUGAGCUUGGCAGUCUAUCUUUUUUGUCAAUUAUGAACUUCUCCCAUAACAAUCUCGAAGGUCCAAUACCGCGAAGCACACAGUUUCAAAGACAAAGCUGUUCAGCAUUCAUGUACAACUCCAACCUCUAUGGUCUCGAAGAUAUAUGUGGAAAGACACAUGUCCCUAAUCCUACACCACAAGAGUCCGAAGAUUUGUUCGAGCCAAAAGAACAAGUGAUUAGUUGGAUUUCAGCUGGGAUAGCCUAUGGACCUGGUGUAUUUUAUGGGUUGGUGAUUGCACAUAAAUUAUCUCCACACAUACACAAGUGGUUCAUGUAAAAGUUCCGUCAUAUGUUCAACACCAUCUCUCUUUAAAUGUUUGCGAAACAUGUGUAUAUUUGUGCUCUUCAAAUGUAAUUUUUUAUAUUAUUAUUUGUUUUAAUAAUCGUGGUG
This is a messenger RNA of Brassica oleracea var. oleracea, 2489 nucleotides long. RefSeq names its product receptor-like protein 12. The transcript has a single exon. The record is from RefSeq and is a predicted model, not a curated record. Gene Ontology annotation, molecular function: protein binding. Lineage: Eukaryota; Viridiplantae; Streptophyta; Magnoliopsida; Brassicales; Brassicaceae. The coding region runs from base 15 to 2375 and encodes 786 amino acids.